Malassezia globosa CBS 7966 is the source of this 1128-nucleotide messenger RNA. RefSeq lists its product as uncharacterized. Lineage: Eukaryota; Fungi; Basidiomycota; Malasseziomycetes; Malasseziales; Malasseziaceae. Gene Ontology annotation, molecular function: exopolyphosphatase activity. The transcript has a single exon. Gene Ontology annotation, cellular component: cytoplasm. Bases 1 to 1128 code for a protein of 375 amino acids. The record is from RefSeq and is a predicted model, not a curated record.
AUGCAGGUCCUUGAGGAAUUUUGGGCAUCUCGUCGCGCGACGGAUGCUUCAAGUGCGACACAUUUUGUUGUGGGGAAUGAAGCGGCCGACUUGGAUAGCAUCGCGUGUGCCAUUGCCUUUGCAUUCUUUGAGCGUGAUCAAACAUGGGUCCCAGUCGUCCAAGCACGUCGGGACGAUUUGCGGCUGCGCCCAGAGAACUUGGCAGUUCUGGAACGAUGUGGGAUCGAGGCUUCGUCUUUGUGCUGCUUAGAUGAGCUACCAACCAUGUCACGGGACAAGCAUGUUGUAUUGGUAGAUCACAACCAGGCGACGAAGUACUUUCAGCAAGCGACCAUAGACAGGAUCUUUGAUCAUCACAAGGACGAGCACCAGCACCUGAAUGCGCGGCGCGUAAUAUAUUCGCCAGACGACGCUGGAUCAUGCGCGAGUGUUCUUACCAUGCACUGGCGUCCUGACGAUGUGCCCACAUUUGUGGCUGACCUGUUGUAUAUGGCUAUUCUUCUCGAUACAGUGAAUUUUAAUCGCAGGGCUGGAAAGGCCCAAACUCUUGACUAUGAUGCACAGCGGUGCCUCGCGCCCCAUCUUUCAUUUCCUAUCGAACACCAAGAUGCUCUCUUUCAUGACCUGCAGCGCAUGAAGAAUGACACGUCUCAUUUGUCAACGACCGAUCACCUUCGUCGUGACUACAAACAAAUGACAUGCGCUGCGGCUCACGGUGGUUGCUGGACGAUCGGAAUGGCAUCUGUCACACUCCCGUUACGUGCUCUUACCGAAGCAGGCGGGUUCUACGACGAUGCACUCGCUUUUGCUGAAGAACAUCAAGUCGAUGUCCUCAUGGUGUUGGCCGGCUACCAAGAUGAACAGGCGGCGUGGCGCCGCGAGCUCAUGCUAUUGGCAUCGGAAGCCAAUGCGAAGCGUGGCGUGCAGGAUCUGGCUGAGCAGCUCAGCUCACUCCAAUCGCACAUGGUAGAUCUGGAGCCACUCGACAGCGUGGCUCAUGAUGCACGGCCAGAUCAAAAGCGUGAUGCAUACUUUGCUGUCGCGUGGAACCAAAAAGACCUUCGCGCGACUCGCAAGCAAUUUGUACCGGCUAUCCAGGAGGUGUGCCGACACGUAGCACGGUCUUAA